Molecule: messenger RNA, 3020 nt
Organism: Nothobranchius furzeri (turquoise killifish)
Lineage: Eukaryota; Metazoa; Chordata; Actinopteri; Cyprinodontiformes; Nothobranchiidae
Source: RefSeq, a predicted model, not a curated record
GGCGAACCAGGCAGGCCAACUUGCAGAGUGCAGCUCAGCCUCGACAGCGGCUGCUUCCAACAGGGGGGUCCUCGGAGAGCAUCGCACUCCCAUGUGCGCUUCUGUGCCCGCUGGAUGUUGAAAUCGCGCCGUGCGCCUCGCCAGGAGCCACCAUGUCCAACCCAACUCACGACCCGUUCUACUCUUCUCCGUUCGGACCUUUCUACAGGAGACACUCGCCCUACAUGGUUCAGCCCGAGUAUCGGAUCUACGAGAUGAACAAGCGGCUGCAGGCGCGCACAGAGGAAAGUGACAGUUUGUGGUGGGAUGCCUUCGCUACUGAGUUUUUUGAGGAAGACGCCACCCUUACGCUGUCCUUCUGCCUCGAAGAUGGACCAAAAAGAUACACAAUCGGCCGCACGCUGAUACCCCGUUAUUUCAGCACGGUGUAUGAGGGUGGCGUCACUGAGCUCCACUACAUCCUCAAACACUCUAAGGAGUCCUUCCACAAUUCCUGCAUCACCCUGGACUGUGAUCAGUGCACCAUGGUCACCCAGCACGGGAAGCCAAUGUUUACAAAGGUUUGUACAGAGGGUCGUUUGAUACUGGAGUUUGCCUUCGAUGAUCUGAUGAGGAUCAAGACGUGGCACUUUACCAUCCGGCAGUACAGAGAGCUCAUCCCCCGCAGCAUCCUGGCCAUGCACGCACAAGAUCCUCAGGUGCUGGAACAACUGUCCAAAAACAUCACUCGCAUGGGUUUGACCAACUUCACCCUCAACUACCUCAGGCUUUGUGUCAUCCUGGAGCCCAUGCAGGAGCUCAUGUCAAGGCACAAGACCUACAACCUUAGCCCCCGGGACUGUCUCAAGACAUGUCUAUUCCAAAAGUGGCAGAGAAUGGUAGCCCCACCAGCUGGACACCCACAGAACUUCAAAACGGAAAUAUUUCCCACAAAUCACAAAAAAGCUGGUCGCGCCAAAGCUGAGCCUGCCCGACAGACAACCACGAAGAGGAGGAAACGGAAGAACUCGGCCAGCAGCGCCAACAGCAGCGUGGGCACCACGGGCAGCAAGAAACGCAGUCCCGCCACCAACUUCAGCCUCUCCAGUCAGGUACCUGACGUGAUGGUGGUUGGCGAGCCGACCCUGAUGGGCGGCGAGUUCGGGGACGAGGAUGAGCGUCUGAUCACUCGUCUGGAGAACACGCAGUACGACGCCACCAAUGGCCUGGAUGAUGAGGAUGACUUCAACAGCUCCCCGGCUCUGGGGAACAACGCCCCCUGGAGCAGCAAACCCCCCACCACCCAGGACAGCAAGCCAGAGAGCACAGCACCACAACCCUCACAGUAAACACGCGCAGGAGCAGAACAAACAAGAACCAGACCAUUGCAUCCAUGUGGACUAGACUUUCAGACCUCUCCCCUCCUCUCUGGAGGGCACUUCUUUUACAACAUUAUACUGAAUCAGAAGCCCUGUGUACAAACUCAUUGUUGGCCCGUCUAGCCAAAAUAUGUCCGUCUGGGAUAUUUUCUUCUUCUCUGGGUCAUUGUAACACCAAGGAGAACACUGGGAACUCGCCCAACUGCUCAGCAGUGUCUACAGACAACAAAUGCAUACAAGUCGUAUGUAAACUAAUGUAAAAAACAGCAAAGCAGAAGGGGGACUUUUGUUCUUUAAUGAAUGCAGUGGAAAAUUACAGAUCAAAUUCUUCUUUGUGAACCUUCUGAUACCUGAAGCAAACCUCUUGUCUGGAGGAAUACCUCAGCUGUGAUAGGUUGACCUGCGGGUCACAAGUCAUCACUUUGACUGAGGACAGUUGGAAGGGGGGAAAAAAGAGUAAAAACAACAAACAAAAUGUCUGUGAAAUAGGACGGUGGUUCAGGACAGCAAGCAAAACCCAUGGAAGGCUCUUCCCAUGAAUGAAACCUUAGAAGCAAUUGCUUUUUAUUGGAAAUUCAGUCGGCCGUUGGUUUGUUUCUAUUGUCGCUCCAGUUUCAUUUCCAAUUAAGUAGAAAUGAAAAGUUCCCUACCAGUAUGGGCUUUUGUUUUAAACGAGGGAAACUCUUGCCAUCUUCACACGACUGCAGUCUUCACAGAUUGUGAUUCCACGCAAGCCAAUUUGAUUGUAUUCGUACCCUAAUGCUAUUUUGCUUCUUUCACAACCCUUUUUCAGUCACAUUGUAAUUUCCCUGAUCAGUAUGUGAAUUUCGUCAACAGACAUCACUGCAUUGGUUUUAUUUUACGUUUUUCUUCUUCCUGGAAAAUUUGACUUCUCUCCCUUUAAUGACCUACUCCCAAACUGAUUAAAACAUUUUCCUGCAUGGUUUUGUAUGAAUUUCAUUUGGUUUGAUAAAUGUGCUUUUUAAAACUCAUCAGUCGGAUUCUCUUUUUGUAUUCAUCAGUUUGGGAACACUGUAACAAGGUUUGUAGCUCUGUAAAUAGAGGUGGAAUCUCUUUUGUCCACUGUAAAUCAACCACUGAGAGCAGUUUGGAAAUGGCAGCUGUUUUGUUUUGUACCAGAGGUUCUGAUUUCUGUGGGGUGGUUGAGGAUGUGAUGGUCCCUGUCCUCUCUAGCUAGUGCAGAACCAAAGCCACAAAGGUAAAUAAAAACAUUCAACUGAUCAUAUUUAUUCAGUACCUUGUGACAAACUGUAAUAAGAAGCUAAUUUUAUAUUAAAAAAUGAGAUACAAUCCCAUCCACCCAACAGAAAUGCUUUAAGAUCCCUGACUUUGUGUUCACGAUUGUUCUUUAAUCCUUAUUUGAAUUUAUACUUAGGUAUACCCCCAAUCUUUUUGUUAAAAUGUUGUUAAAAAAUGGACAAGAAGACAAUGACAGAUGUCUUUAUACAACUGGAUAUUGGGUAUUUAUUUGUGCAUUUGUAAGGAAGCUAACACAUUUCUAAAUAUGUUUGAGCCUAGUAUUAUUAGACACCAUUUGUACAUUAUAUAGCAGAGGUGUUCAGUGUCAUAUCUGAUGUCUGGUAUGUAUGCUUUACCAUUAUGUGUGCUAAUAAACCAUGCUUACAAAGAAGCUGAACUUGA